Molecule: messenger RNA, 581 nt
Organism: Scaptodrosophila lebanonensis
Lineage: Eukaryota; Metazoa; Arthropoda; Insecta; Diptera; Drosophilidae
Gene: Trissin
Product: trissin
Exons: 3
Coding region: 83-409 (108 amino acids)
Source: RefSeq, a predicted model, not a curated record
GACGACUCUGUCUAAAUCACGGCAGCUCCUAUGAGUUUCGCAAAUUUCUGAAUACCUUAAUCCACCGAACCGGGCCAUUGAAAUGCAUUCGCAAAUGCAUUUUCAUAUUAUUGUACUAUGCCUGUGCGUCAUGUUUUUCCUUAACUCAAAUGCCAUACCAUGUGAUUCCUGUGGCAAGGAGUGCGCUAGUGCUUGCGGUACCAAGCACUUUCGCACCUGUUGCUUCAACUAUCUUCGGAAGCGUACCGAUCCUGAUGCUGCGCUUCAAUUAAGCUCCAAUCGGCGACUUAUUGACUUCAUAUUGUUGCAGGGCCGUGCGCUCUUUACGCAAAACGAGUUAAGAAGCGCCGAGGAGAGGCAUCGCAAUGGCACCAUCAUAGACGUCGGCUUAGAAACGUACUACGGUUAAAAGAACUCACCAAACACAUACCCCGUACACACACAUACAUGAGAUCCACGACAUGCAAUUGAUCCUCCCAAAUAACGAAAAUGUUUGAAAUGUUAAUUUGUUGUUGUUUUUAUAAAUCAAAAAUAAAUGCAAGAAUUUCCUUGGGGCAACAUGCUUGAUAAAGCAGAACAUA